This is a messenger RNA of Dermacentor andersoni, 2065 nucleotides long. RefSeq names its product sodium-dependent glucose transporter 1-like. NCBI's taxonomy places the organism in Eukaryota, Metazoa, Arthropoda, Arachnida, Ixodida, Ixodidae. The record is from RefSeq and is a predicted model, not a curated record. Gene Ontology annotation, molecular function: D-glucose transmembrane transporter activity.
UUGUCAGGUCACGUUUAAUUUCACAAUUUGCAGAUACCAGUUUUGACUGAAUUUAUAUUGCUCAAAAUUUGUAGCAUUUUGUUAAAACCCUCGCACUGCCCGAUUCACGGCCCCCGAGUGGUUUGUUCACCCCCGAUGAGCACCGCAGCCAACCAAGCCACCGCCGCCGCUGCUGCUGCAGCCAACCGAGGAGGAAGGCGGCUGCCGCCGUCGCCGUAGUGGGCGCCAUGGCCGACCAGCAGGAGCCCGAGGAGCGGCCCAUGAUCACGUUCGAGCCGACGCCAGACGCCGAAGUCAAGGCCACGCAGACCUCGCCGCCCGUGGGCAGCUCUCCGCUCAGCGCCCCCGGAGAGACACCGACGCAGCCGGCCGUCGCCUCGCCGCCGUUCCCUCAGCCGUGGACGCCUCGAAGCCCGACGAAAGGCGCAGCAGCCAGCGCGGGCGGUGCCACCGCGUCGCCUCAAGCGCCCCGGAAGUCGGUGACGGUGGCUGACGUCACGAGCCGGGCGGAAGCGCAGGAGCUGCACCGCCAGUGGGCGCACGAGCACUUCCUCGAGUCGGUGCCGGUCAGGGAGUCCCACAUGGAGGCCAGCCGCCGGGAGAGGCUCGUCAAGACGGCGCAGACGUUCUGCAUUCACCUCAGCUUCUUCGGAAUGGGCAUGUACUACGCGCUGUUUGGCCCCACUGUGCAAGACUUGGCCGUGACGCUGGACGUGGGCCUGUUUCGUGUGUUGUUCCUGCUGGCCGCCAGGGGCGUCGGGUACUUCUUGGGAGCCGUGGCCGGUGAGUGGCGCUCCGUGCCCGCGCGCGUACUACUACGUGGCGCGCGUGCUGCAGGCGGAGUGCUGCUGAGGCCCGUGAACCCGCAGGUGCUCCUCGUGGUGCUCGACUUCUUCCUCGCCAUGGCCUGCCUCGGGGUCUCCUACUUCGACACGCUCUUCCAGAGUGAGCUGCUCUUCGGACUCGGAGGAUUCGCCCUCGGGGCAAUCAACAUCGUGGGCGUCCUGUGGAUGUCGGCGCUGUGGCGAGAGGCCAGCGGGUUCCUGCUGCAGACCCUCAGCUUCAUGCACUGCAUGGGCUGCACAUUGGCGCCCGUGUUGGGCGAACCGUUCCUGACACAGCGAAGCGUGCUUCGACCACCGUCAGACAUGCCGCCGGCGGUCGAGAGGGAGCUCGCCUACCUGACCAGCCUCGAAGACAAGGACUUUGUUUACGUCGCGUACGCCUACUGGGCCGUCGCCUUGUACGUGUUCGCCGUCGUCUUCCUGGUGCUGGUCGCGUUCUUUGUUGACCCUCGGCACCAGGACCUAAGGGCUAUGGAGACACAGUGCCCCGUCGCACCUUGCAGCGGAAUCGUAGUCGUGUUGUUCUCGUACCUGUUCACGUCGGUCGCGAUGGAGAUAAUCUACAGCCAGCUCGUCGCCGCGUUCGCGCUUCUCCUCGGGCAGAACAAGACCGUGGCCGCCUACCUGACGUCCAGCUUUUGGGCCGCGUUCAGCGCAGUGCGGGGCGCUUCGAUCGUGUGGCUACAGCAGCACGGCUCGCUCGGCGUGCUGCUGUGCUCGAACGUCUUGCUCCUGGCCCUGGCGGGCUUCGGCUCCGCCUUCGGCCACCAGGCGCCGGCGAUGUGGAUCGGCGCGGUGCUGGCCGGCGCGUCCAUGGCUCCCGUGAUGCCCUCGACGUUGCUGCUCUUGCACGACCACUCGGGCGUCUCUCGGGGCCGGUUCGCCCUGGCGGUGCUGGUGGUGGGAGCCAGCUCGGCGUUCGCGCCGCUCUGCCUCGGGGCCGAGAUGGAGCGCGAACCGAUGCUCUUCCACUACGCGCUGGCGGCGCUCGCGGGCGUCUCGCUGCUGCUCCUGCUGGUCGCGAGGAUGCUGGUGCGACGCGGCGACGGUUACGCCCCGCUGCCCGCUGCAGUCGAAGCGCGGUCCUACAAGUCGCGUUAACUACGGACACAACAGCACAACAGUUAUUCACUGCGUGGACGAGUAGCGGCGCUCUUGUCACCCAGCUGUAAUAAAUGACAGUCACCCUUACGUGAUUUGAAGGCAUGAGGACUUGUACC